This is a messenger RNA of Prunus avium (sweet cherry), 1218 nucleotides long. The record is from RefSeq and is a predicted model, not a curated record. Lineage: Eukaryota; Viridiplantae; Streptophyta; Magnoliopsida; Rosales; Rosaceae.
AUGCCUUGGCUCCUUGCUGGUGAUUUUAAUGAAAUGCUCAAUGUAGAUGACAAGGUUGGAGGAUCUCAUUUAUGUAGACUCAAAGGGUUCAAGAAGUGGUUUGAUGAUCAUAGUAUGGUUGAUUUAGGCUAUUCGGGGCCUAAAUUUACUUGGAGCAAUAAAAGAAUCUUUGAAAGACUGGAUAGAGCUGUGUGUAAUACUCAAUGGAGGCAAACCUUUGCUGAUGCUUUUGUUCAGCAUCUGCCAAGGACCAAGUCUGAUCAUUGCCCCAUUAAAAUUAGUCUCAAAUCUCGAAUGGUUUCCUGUCCUAACAGUAGACCUUUUAGAUUUGAGGCCAUGUGGUUGAAGCAUGAGCAAUUUCAAAAUUUUGUGAUUCCAAAGUGGGAACAAGGGGCUGGGUCGGCUCUGCAUAAAUCUUGGGAUUUGGUGGAACCUCUGAAGCAGUGGAAUGUGGCUGUUUUUAGGCAUUUAAAGCAAAGAAAAGUGAAGCUUCUAGCUCGGCUCAAUGGUAUUCAAAAGGUGUUGCAUCACAGGUCUAAUAGAUCUCUCAGUCAGUUGGAAGAAUCUCUUGUUACAGAGUAUAAUGCCGUUCUUGAGCAGGAGGCCUUAUUUUGGCAACAGAAAUCAAGGAUAAAAUGGCUUCAAGAAGGUGACCGUAAUACUAAGUUCUUUCAUCUAACCACCAUUGUUAGAAGAAGGAAAAAUAGGAUUGAAAAGCUGAAAAAUGAUAAUGAUUUGUGGGUAGAGGAGGCUGAAGGUUUAAAAGAGCUUGCUGUGAAUUAUUUUCUAGGCCUCUUCUCUAUGACUCCCAGGGAUCACAGUGGGCUAUCCAUGCCUAAUCUGUUUCCCAGUAUCAAUGAUGUUGAUUUGAAUGGUCUGGUGGCUCGUGUUGAUAUUAGUGAAGUCAAGGAAAGUCUCUUCAAUAUAGGUGGUCUCAAAGCACCUGGAGUGGAUGGGUUUCCUGCUUGCUUCUACCAAAAUCAGUGGAAUAUGUGUGGUAAUGACAUUUAUGACCUGGUUUCUCAAGUUUUCAGGGAGCGUCACAUUCUCAAAGGUUUGAAUGCUACUCUCAUCACUCUAGUUCCUAAAUUGGCUAACCCUGUUUCUAUGAUGCACUUUCGCCCUAUCAGCCUAUGCUGCACUCUUUAUAAAGUGAUUUCUAAAGUGAUUGUUGCUAGGCUGAGGCAUAUUCUGCCUAAGCUAAUCAGUCCCCAUCAG